GAGUUCCUAUAACCGCGAAUUUUUACCGACUCUGAAUAUUUGUGAAUUAAACAAAUAGAAUAAAACACACAUUCCAAAAAGUUCUAAAAUUGAAAAGUUUGUUUAAAUUAUCCAUUACUAAUUAAUAAAUAAAUAAAUGAAAAAAAAUAAUAAGCUUUUGACACAAUACCAUACACCGAGUCCAGCACCAUUAAAGUUGCGGACAGAAAUUUCUUGGGAUAUUAAUGACGUAAUUAUUCCAAUUGUUAACGAAUUCGAUGAAUUUGAUGAGUGGGUUGAUGGCCAUCGCCGUCUAGUUUAUUCGGCGUCUAAUGAAGAUGCGAAAAAACAUUCAUCAGGCUGGGCCAUGCGAAACACAAACAAUCAUAAUAUCAACAUAUUAAAAAAGAGUUGUCUGGGAGUACUUUAUUGUUCGGCUAAAUGCAAACUGGCAAAUGGUAGCAAUAUAAAUUUACGUCCUGCAAUUUGUGAUAAAGCCCGUCGUAAACAGCAGGGUAGACAAUGCCCUAAUCGAAAUUGCUCAGGACGUUUGGAAAUACAACCUUGUAAAGGCCAUUGUGGAUAUCCGGUAACCCAUUUUUGGCGUCGAGCCAGUAAUGUUAUAUUUUUUCAAGCAAAAGGGACACAUGACCAUCCAAAGCCCGAAGCCAAGGGGUCAACUGAAGCACGACGUCUUUUCGGUAAUAGCCGACGUAUUCGCAAUACAUCUACUACGCUUACACAACGAAAAACUUCUCGCAAUAAUAAAUACCGCAGUACUAAUAACCACUUUAUGAACUCACAGCACCGGUUAGAUAAAUUAGAAGAACAAAGGAACAUAACGAAUUAUUGUAGUAUUUAUGAAAGUCCUCACAACGUGGCUCCAUUUGCUCAAGAGCAGGAAAAUCUGGAACAGUCUAGACUUUUACCUUCAGAAAUUACUCCUUUCAUGUCCUCAACUUUAUGUUUAAAUACAACUACAUUAACGGAUAAUUCGAAUUUAAAUCACAUGACUGCGGCUUCCAAUGUUAACAGACUUGAAAAUAAUUUUACAAUGCUCGAAAAUUGUCAACCGUCAUCUGCUAUGACGUCUUCAGUUUCACUUUAUUACUCUCCUUCUAUGCAGAAUCAGCAAUUACAAAAUACGACAAAGAAAUCUAAGAUAAUGGAGUUAAGUUCUACAAGCGAAACACAAUUCUUUACACCAGUUUAUCAUGAACCGCGCCGAUUCAAUGAAAAUUAUGACGACACAUCCAGUGUAACUUCUAGUUCCGGCUACAAUUCAGAUGAUUAUUACUAUCCCUGCUUUGUGCCAUGUUCAGCCUCCUCGACCUCUCUAACUCUUGCCAGUAACCAAUGCCAAGAAUUAGCAAGGUCAGUUGCUUACUUUGCAGCUCAAACAACUGAAAUAUAUAAUACAGUAUUUGAACCUGUUUCGGUGCAACAGAUUCAGCUACCUAAUGUUUCUAAAGAUUUUCAUUUCGACUUUAUUGAAGAAUAUCAAAACAUGAACUCCCAUGAAAAAAAUAUCGAAAAUCAUCAAACACAGUACCAGCACGCUACUUAUGAAAGCAACACAAAUUCUGAGUUUUAUUAUUCGGGACACGAUAACGCAUGGAAUUAUUGUCUUUAAUUAUUUAAUUUGAAAUAAAUAAAACUAGUUUAAUAAUUUUGUUUGUAAAUAUAUACGGUAUAGAUCUUAAUUUUUACUCACAACUCAGUAAUAACAAUGUAAUAAAAUCAAUUGUAAAUAAAUACGUUUGAAAAACAAAUAAAGGAUGGCUAAGUUUGGGUGUAAGCGAU
This is a messenger RNA of Bactrocera tryoni, 1782 nucleotides long. It is a transcript of the gene gcm, whose product is annotated as transcription factor glial cells missing. Bases 137 to 1612 code for a protein of 491 amino acids. Gene Ontology annotation, cellular component: nucleus. Gene Ontology annotation, biological process: regulation of transcription by RNA polymerase II; gliogenesis. Gene Ontology annotation, molecular function: RNA polymerase II cis-regulatory region sequence-specific DNA binding; DNA-binding transcription activator activity, RNA polymerase II-specific. NCBI's taxonomy places the organism in Eukaryota, Metazoa, Arthropoda, Insecta, Diptera, Tephritidae. The record is from RefSeq and is a predicted model, not a curated record. The transcript is spliced from 2 exons.